Molecule: messenger RNA, 2595 nt
Organism: Aspergillus pseudonomiae
Lineage: Eukaryota; Fungi; Ascomycota; Eurotiomycetes; Eurotiales; Aspergillaceae
Product: MIZ zinc finger domain protein
Exons: 2
Coding region: 1-2595 (864 amino acids)
Biological process (GO): protein sumoylation
Molecular function (GO): SUMO ligase activity; zinc ion binding
Source: RefSeq, a predicted model, not a curated record
AUGAGCCCAACUCCCCACUUACCUAACGUUAAUUCUAAUCCAAAUUCCGUCGAAUCGUCCAAUUCCACCGCCAACAUUUUUCUGGGUGGUGUGCGGAGAUCGUGGAUGCUGAAUGCAGCCAACUGUCCCUCUUCAUUCUCCUGCCACUCCAAAAUACCUGACGAUUCGGCUGCCGCUACUUCUUCGAAUAACGCUGUUGCCGUUUCUGCUGCUGCUGAUGCUGCUGCUGCCGCUGGCCGGACGCGUCAACAAGGCAUGCGAGAGUCGUCCUCUCUUCGCGUGCUCCCCGUGCCAUCUCCAAGUCAAGAGAAUGCCGCAUCAAUCACCACUGCGGUCGCUGCGCCCUCACAAUCUCCAUCGCAGCCGAAUGUAAUAUCCCCGGUGACUACCGGCCACGCCCAGCAGCAGUUCCAGCAGCACUCUCCCGUUUCUCGGGGCACGCCGUGGCACAUCGUUUCUGACCGAGCGGGGCCCGACCCUCCUCUAGCUGUGACAGCUGCCACAACCACCCAAAGUGUACCCAUAGCGUCCUUCCCAAAUCCGAUCGAAGUGCCUUCUCCAAUAUGUGAUAGCUCCAGUACUGUCGUUAAUCGCAAUGGCGCGAGUCCCUCGGUUACAGCAUUUCCGUCCCCUCGCACCGUGGGGCCAGCGCCGCUGCCCCAUCAGCCACAGGCCGGGACAGCAGUGUCGACGUCUUCACCAGCUGGGGUUGGAGCCAGGAAUCCUUCCUGGGCCGGACGCCAACGGGAAAGGAGUAAUACCUCACUGCAACCGCAGAGGCAGGGCUCGCACGCAUCUCACUCACACUCUCCAGUAUUAUCUCCAGCUUUUCCAUCGUCUGCCGCCUCCCCUCGACUACAGAUGGUGCAACCUCCUAAUGCAUCCCGGCGCAAUCCUUCCCACGAUCCCAUCCUGGAUGACGCCUUCUACGAACAGUCGUUGAAGACACUUGAAAAUUUCCAAGAACAGCUGAAGCAGAGGGAUUGUCUCGGAAAUGUAGAACAGCCACGGACACAACUUCUCUACCAAGCCUGUGCUGAACGAGAUCCUCUGUUCCUCGCUAUUCAUCAGGUGUAUUGUCUUCAUAGCCUUGCCCCACAAGAAUUUCUCCAGUUGCCGGGAUAUACCGUGCUUCAGGAGUGUGGCUUAGAUGUGAUUAGGAGACUUCUCGUAGAAAAUAAUCGGGUCUCAGCGGGGUUUCUCAGAUGGUCUACUCAGUUCCCUGCCCCACUUGUUGGAUUGAUGCAGAGGUCUAGAUAUCGACAGGUUGUCGAGCAGGCCGGGCAAUGUCUCCGCUUGCUGGCUGAGAGGUGGCCCAUGUAUGUGAAGGAUGUGCGAAAGCGAGAAUUCCCACCGUUGGUCGACGAGCUUGUGAAGAACUUUGAAAUCACAUCGGGAGCCUUGGCGUAUACGAUCUUUCUGUCCACAUGUCGGACAUUACCCGGAUCUAGGAGCGAAGAGCAUUUGAAGGCCGUCUGGGAGCUAGAUCUACGGUACUACCAGCAACGUUGCGCAUCGCCGCGUCCGGUAUCUAAUGCACAGCUCUACGAAGAACACCAGAAGGUCAUUCAGGCAUACCGCUCGGUUUCUGUACCAACUGGCACGCAUCAGCCAGGGCCACACCCGACCCUGUCCCACGGGUCCACAUCGGUCGGAAGACAGCGCUCGUUCCGUUUCUAUUCAAGCGGCAAUCGAGUAUAUCGGCUGCGGUGUAUCAAGAUGCCCUCAGUUGCCAAUGAGGUUGCAGAGUCGAUGUGGUCUGUAGCCGAGUCGGUGUGGCCGAGUGUUUUUUACGUUCACGUCAAUGGGGUGGAGCUUUUCGUUCGUCGACGAGUGCAUAAUGGCAAAGAUCUCCCGUUAGAUAUCACGGACCAUCUCAUUGAAGGGGAUAAUAUGAUAUCCUUACAUUUUAUCCGUAGCCCAGCUGAAGCAAACGAUAUGUUAUACGCAAUGGCAGUUGAAGUGUUGGAGAUCUCAGAUCUGGUUCGAGCCUUUUCCCUUGCUCAAGCCUUAUCCCCUUCGGAAUGUCGGGAGCAGAUUUGCCAGCGUGUCUCUUCCAGCUUGCAGGACGACGAAGUGAGUGUCGUCAGUGACCAUCUCAGCAUCAACCUCGUGGAUCCUUUCACCGCACGAAUCUUUAGUCGUCCUGUACGCGGACGCUCCUGCAAACACCAAGAUUGCUUUGACCACUUGACCUGGAUACAGACGCGUGCCUCGACGUCGGGAAAACGCAGCCUGAAAAAUGACUGGAAAUGUCCCAUUUGCGGCCAAGAUGCGCGUCCCCAACAACUGGUCAUCGACGGUUACCUUCAAGAAGUUCGCGCGGAGCUAGCACGAAUAAAUCUACUCGAAGGAGCAAAGGCAAUCCUCAUCAAAGCCGACGGCUCCUGGGAAUUGAAAUCAGAAUCAGAUGCACGACCCUCAGAAUGCGGGCCCGAUAACACCGGGGAACGAGUCCCAUCUAAACGAAAAGCAUCCGAGACUAGCAACUAUUCCCCAGCUCCAGCUGCCCAGAGGCCAAAAUCUGAACGUACCAACUCUGCGAAGGGGCCGGUUUGCAAUACACACCCACCCCAAGUCAUUGCACUAGAUUAA